This is a messenger RNA of Arachis stenosperma, 3393 nucleotides long. Its product is annotated as pyruvate, phosphate dikinase 2-like. The coding region runs from base 177 to 3065 and encodes 962 amino acids. Gene Ontology annotation, biological process: pyruvate metabolic process; phosphorylation. Lineage: Eukaryota; Viridiplantae; Streptophyta; Magnoliopsida; Fabales; Fabaceae. Gene Ontology annotation, molecular function: ATP binding; kinase activity; pyruvate, phosphate dikinase activity. The transcript has 20 exons. The record is from RefSeq and is a predicted model, not a curated record.
AAUUAAUAAAAUUGAACACAUAAAUAGCGAGGAAAAUAAAACACAACUGACAUUUUUCAUUUUGAGAAGCUGCUAUACUAAUUACUCAGCUCUCAACUACUCUCUUUUUUGUUAUAUUCAUUCAUUCUAUCUUCAGAGAAGGAAGGGGAAAUUGAAGUGAGAAAGAUCAGAAAAAGAUGUGUUCCUCAGUAGGCAUAGGGAAGGGAAUACUGAUAAGGAGCACACCAGAUGUUUGCAGUAAUAACAAGAAGAAGAAGAGGGAGUUACUGUUCUAUGGGAAAAGAAGCACCAGCAGAGGAGUAGUGCUGUGGCAGGAGGAGUUGCAGUUUUUGUGCUUUGGAUCCAACUCCUCAUCAUCACCAUCAUCAUCAUCAUCAUCAACAGGAUCAUCACGUUACCCUGCAAUACGUGGACAAGUUAUCCUUACCCCACCCACAACCAAAAAGCGUGUAUUCACAUUUGGCAAGGGCAGAAGUGAAGGAAACAAGGCCAUGAAAUCCUUGUUGGGAGGAAAGGGGGCAAACCUGGCAGAAAUGGCAACCAUUGGAUUGUCAGUUCCUCCGGGACUAACGAUAUCAACGGAAGCUUGUCAAGAAUAUCAGCACAAUGGCAAGAAGUUACCUGAUGGCCUCUGGGAUGAGAUACUUGAAGGCCUCACUUUUGUGGAGGCAGAGAUGGGGGCCUCUCUUGGGAAUCCUUCUAGACCUCUCCUCCUCUCUGUCCGCUCCGGCGCUGCGAUUUCCAUGCCUGGAAUGAUGGAUACAGUUCUCAAUCUUGGACUCAAUGAUGAAGUCGUUGCUGGCUUGGCUGCAAAGAGUGGAGAGCGCUUUGCUUACGAUUCAUACAGACGAUUCUUAGACAUGUUUGGAGAUGUUGUUUUGGGCAUUCCGCAUUCGUUGUUUGAGGAGAAGUUAGAAGAUCUAAAGAACAAAAAAGGUGCCAAACUUGACACUGAUCUAACAGCAUCUGAUCUCAAAGAUCUGGUUGAGCAGUACAAGAAUGUCUACCUUGAAGCCAAUGGAGAAAAUUUCCCCUCAGACCCGAAGAAGCAGCUCGAGCUAGCCGUGAAAGCUGUUUUCAAUUCUUGGGAUAGCCCAAGGGCUAUUAAGUACAGGAGCAUUAAUCAAAUAAAUGGACUAAAGGGAACUGCUGUGAACAUUCAAACUAUGGUGUUUGGUAACAUGGGGACGACUUCCGGAACUGGUGUCUUGUUCACUAGAAAUCCAAGUACCGGAGAAAAGAAACUCUAUGGAGAGUUUCUGAUUAAUGCUCAGGGAGAGGAUGUAGUUGCUGGAAUCAGGACACCUGAAGAUUUGGAGACUAUGAAAAAUUGCAUGCCAGAAGCAUACAAGGAACUUGAGGAGAAUUGCAAAAUUCUGGAGAAGCACUACAAGGAUAUGAUGGAUAUUGAGUUCACAGUUCAAGAAAAUAGGUUGUGGAUGUUGCAAUGUCGAAGUGGGAAGCGUACUGGCAAAGGUGCUGUUAAAAUAGCUGUAGACAUGGUUAAUGAAGGGCUUGUUGAUAUUCGGUCUGCAAUCAAGAUGGUAGAGCCAAGGCAUCUUGAUCAGCUUCUCCACCCACAGUUUGAGGAUCCAUCUGCUUACAAGGACAACGUGAUAGCUACCGGCUUACCUGCAUCCCCUGGAGCUGCAGUAGGGCAGGUUGUGCUCAAUGCUGAUGAUGCUGAAGAAUGGCAUGCACAAGGAAAGAGUGUCAUCUUGGUGAGGACAGAGACAAGUCCAGAGGAUGUAGGGGGUAUGCAUGCAGCUUCUGGAAUCUUGACAGCUAGAGGUGGUAUGACAUCUCAUGCUGCCGUUGUAGCUCGCGGAUGGGGAAAGUGUUGUGUGUCUGGCUGCUCUGAUGUCCUUGUAAAUGAUAUUGAGAAGGUUGUUGUAAUUGGUGAUACAGUGAUUCCGGAAGGUGAAUGGAUAUCACUGAAUGGAUCCACCGGUGAGGUGAUACUAGGUAAGCAGCCACUUUCGCCUCCAGCACUAAGUGAUGACCUUGCAACCUUCAUGUCUUGGGCUGAUGAAAUAAGGCAUCUGAAGGUAAUGGCAAAUGCUGACACACCGGAAGAUGCAUUAACAGCAAGACAGAAUGGUGCUCAGGGAAUUGGACUAUGCAGGACAGAACACAUGUUUUUUGCUUCGGACGAGAGGAUAAAGGCUGUGAGAAUGAUGAUAAUGGCCAUCACACCGGAACAAAGGAAAGCUGCACUUGACCUUUUGCUACCUUAUCAAAGAUCAGAUUUCGAGGGAAUUUUCCGAGCAAUGGAUGGUCUCCCGGUGACAAUCCGAUUGUUGGAUCCUCCGCUCCAUGAGUUUCUUCCGGAGGGUGACUUGGAGCACAUUGUCAGUGAGCUAACUUCUGAGACAGGCAUGAAGGAAGAAGAAAUCUUCUCUAGGAUUGAAAAACUCUCAGAAGUGAAUCCCAUGCUUGGUUUUCGUGGCUGCAGGCUGGGAAUAUCAUAUCCCGAAUUAACUGAGAUGCAGGCACGUGCAGUCUUCCAAGCUGCUGUUUCAGUGAGUAACCAUGGCAUUAAAGUCCUUCCUGAGAUAAUGGUUCCACUUAUUGGUACACCUCAGGAAUUAAGGCAUCAAGUGAGUUUAAUAAGGAAUGUUGCUGAGAAAGUUUUCUCUGAGAUGGGUUCCUCUUUAAGCUACAAGGUUGGAACAAUGAUUGAAGUUCCCAGAGCUGCACUAGUUGCAGAUGAGAUUGCUGAUGAAGCCGAGUUCUUUUCAUUUGGAACCAAUGACCUUACCCAAAUGACAUUUGGGUACAGUAGAGAUGAUGUUGGAAAAUUUCUUCCGAUUUACCUAUCAAGCGGCAUUCUGCAGAGUGAUCCAUUUGAGGUACUUGACCAAAAAGGAGUGGGUCAACUCAUCAAGCUUUGCACAGAAAAGGGUCGUGCUGUCAGACCAAACUUAAAGGUUGGAAUAUGUGGAGAGCAUGGUGGGGAGCCAUCUUCUGUUGCAUUCUUUGCUCAAAUUGGUCUUGACUAUGUCUCAUGCUCUCCUUUUAGGGUUCCAAUUGCUAGGCUUGCAGCGGCUCAAGUUGCAGUUUAAGAAAUUUGUUAAUCUGGUUUAAGAGAGGGUUGAAUGGCUAACUUUCAGGGCAUGACUCUCUUAUAACUGUAAAUAGUUGUUAUUUAUUGUUUAUAAUAGUGAAUAAGUCCAUGUACAUCAAAAAUGGAUAUCUGUAUAUGAGGUCAGAUAAAAUGGCCACUGACAUACAUAUAGAAGUAGAAAGAAAAAGGAAAUAUGUUUUUGGAAAACGAAAAAGAAUGAGAGAAACAUUGUGUACAAAGAUUCAUACAAAUUACAACAAUGUUUCUCGGUGAGUUAUAGCCUGCACCUGGCUAAAUAAGGUGAAUGAAGUACCUUUUACCUCUGA